AUGGAGUUGCCAGACUAUCCUAUUUAUUGUCAUUGGGGAGGGGAAAUUUUGCAAAGUAGCGGUGAUGUUACAUAUAAAGGAGGAGAGCGAAAAUUUGGGUUUGUCAAUUGUCAAAUGAGUUAUGAUGAGGUUUUGAGUAAGGUUUAUGAUCUUAUGAGAUGUGACUCGAGAUAUGUGGAGUUGAAGCUACUAAUGAGGUAUCCAAUGAUGUCUGGUUCAUAUGAAGCCAUUCCGUUGGAUGAUGACAAUUCUUUAAAAGCAAUGUUGAUUGCUAUGUCUCAAACACAAUCAACCACAAUGCAAUUGUUCAUCGAGCAACUUCCAAAGCAACCUGAAACUCAAUCCCACUUGGAAUCCUUUCAUGAAAUGGAUUCAUGGGCUAUUGCAAGCAUUUUUGGUGAUUGGGAGCAAUCUUACGAAGAGUUGCCUAGGUACAUGCAAGCAUUGAAAGAAUCUAAUCCAGGAACCGUCGUGGAAUGGUGUACCUUGGCUUCUAAUGAAGAUCCUUCUGUUCACAUUUUUUUUAGAGUGUUUUGGGCAUUCAAGCCUUCCAUCGAUGGUUUUAAGCACUGUCGACCCCUAAUCACCAUAGAUGGAACUCAUUUGUAUGGUAAGUACAAGGGCACGUUACUCAUAGCCAUGGGUACAGAUGCGAAUUCUCAAUUGUUCCCUCUUGCUUUUGCUAUUGUUGAAAGUGAAAAUGGUGAGAGUUGGAAAUGGUUCAUGAAAUGCAUUCGGCAUUUAGUUACUCAGAGGGAAGGUUUAUGUGUCAUUUCUGAUAGACAUGCAGGGAUUUUGCAAACAAUGAAUGAGGUCAAUAGUGGGUGGGAGGAGCCGCGUGCCCACCAUCGAUUUUGUACUCGUCACCUUGCCUCUAAUGUCAACACUCAGUUCAAGAAUGCUUAUGUGAAGAACCUUUUCGGAAAAGCCGCAGAUGCUCGUCAAAGAAAGAAGUUUGAUUACUACUUGGGAAGAAUUGGUGAAUUGAAUGUUGAAGCUCAUAAGUAUUUGAUGGAUAUUUCUUCUCAUCGGUGGUCGAUCCACCAUGAUGGUGGUUUUAGAUAUGGCGUGAAAACCACAAACAUGUCCGAAGCUUUUAAUGGGGUGAUGAAAGGUGCUCGUUGUUUGCCGAUAACCGCCCUUGUUCGGAUGACGUUUUACCGAGUGAACUCCUACUUUGUUACAAGACGAGGUUGGGGUAAAAGGAGAAUUGAAGAAGGCCACGAUUUCGUUGAGAAGGCCACAACAACAAUUGAAAUGAACAUGGCAAAAUCUGGUGCUCACGAGGUCCAAGCCUUUGAUCAUGAGAUGGGGCUAUUUGAGGUUACAACUGGACGAGGAGGCAGGGCUUCAGGUAAAGGUGGUAACGUACACACUGUUAACCUUGUAGCCAAAACUUGCACUUGUGAGAAAUUAAAAAUCUACAAGUUGCCAUGCUCCCAUGUGCUUGCGGUUUGUCGUUCUCGCAGCUUAUCUUAUGCUGCUUUCGUUGAUCCUUUCUUUACCACUGUCGAGUAUAGGCAAACAUACUUGAAGAGCUUUCAUCCACUUCCUGAUGUUCCCUAUUGGCCUCAUUAUACUGGGGUGAGAAUAGUUGCUGAUGCUAGUAAACGGCGUGGUGUGGGACGCCCAAAGUCGUCUCGAUACCCUAAUGAGAUGGAUUCGAGUGCUCGACGCAGUGUCAAUGUAAAAUCAUGUAGCAUUUGUCGACGUCAAGGGCAUAAUAAGAAAACUUGUGCAGCUAGGGGUGGUGUUGGAUCAUCGGGGUAA
Molecule: messenger RNA, 1770 nt
Organism: Spinacia oleracea (spinach)
Lineage: Eukaryota; Viridiplantae; Streptophyta; Magnoliopsida; Caryophyllales; Amaranthaceae
Exons: 2
Coding region: 1-1770 (589 amino acids)
Molecular function (GO): zinc ion binding
Source: RefSeq, a predicted model, not a curated record